Messenger RNA from Symbiodinium necroappetens, 608 nucleotides. Lineage: Eukaryota; Dinophyceae; Suessiales; Symbiodiniaceae. The record is from the annotation of a GenBank genome assembly.
GAUGCUUCAAGACUUUUACGCACUCUGGCGAAGGCGCCGCCGUCGUGGCGGUCCUCGCGGUGGAGUAUGUGUGGGAUGAUACCGAGAACUUCGGGGAGGCGGUGCGCAGCCGCCUUCAUUGGUCCUGGGAAAAUCUAGCCUGGUGGCAUCGGGCCAAUGUACUUCGGGUCUACGAACCUGUUGCCCUUGCACUCAAAGCCAGUGCGUCGGAUCUCCUUGGUGGCCUGCAGCCGAAGAACCUCCAUAGGCUUUCCCUGCUGUCCCACGCGAUCACUGCGGUAACGGCUUUUGGCGGCAGCUCGAUGCUGCUCCGAUUCCACCAUCAGGUGGACACUUCGAGACUUUGUUGGCAGACGGCCUGCUGUGUCUUUGGCACUGCCUUCUUUGCAGUUCACCCACUUUGUGUCCAAGCUGUGUGUUGGUCGUCUUGCCUUCCGUACCUGUGGGCAACAUCGCUGUCCUGGCUCUCUAUUUCAUCUUACGUGAGCUGUGUCUGGCGGCUCCAUCACCAGCCGCAGCAGUACAUGCUGUCGACCGUGGUGCUUGCCUUCAUGUCAGGCAUCUUCUAUUUCGCUGCUGUCAUGUGCAAGGCACUUCUGGGGAUAUGA